UGCGGUGCAAUGCUUAAACGGUAAUCAAUUUUUUUUAUUUGUUCUGUUGCUGCGGCUUGUUUUGUUGGAUUCAAUUUUUAAUUUAGUAUCGUUAAUUAAUUGGAAAAGUGAAAAUCCAUUGAAAAAAUGCCGAACACUAGACGUGGUGAGGAUAAAGAAAAUGCUACAUCAUUCGAACAAAAAAUAAUGGCCCACGAAGCCAAUGGCAAGCCUUACAAGUGGUCCAAAGAUGAUUUUGAACUAGGCUGUAAAUUGGGCAAGGGCAAUUAUGGCCAUGUGUAUGUUGCACAUGAACGAAAAACACAUUUUGCGGUUGCAAUGAAAAUCAUCUUUAAAUCAGCGGUACUGAAAGAUGAUGAAAAGCAAAUCUUACGUGAAAUUGAAAUUCAAUCACGGUUGAAACACCCAAACAUUCUACGUAUGUACACUUGGUUCCAUGAUGAUCGUAAAAUUUACUUGGCCUUGGAGUUGGCUUCGGAGGGAGACCUAUAUAAACAUUUACUAAGUGCACCAAACGGUCGUUUUUCGGAGGAACGAUCAGCUCGAUACAUCUAUCAAGUAGCUAAUGCAUUGCACUAUUGUCAUUUAAAUAAUGUCAUUCAUCGGGAUUUAAAGCCGGAAAAUAUUAUGCUAACCGUUGGCGAUCAAAUUAAGUUGGCCGAUUUUGGGUUAUCAGUACAUACAACGUCAAACAAACGCAGAACCAUUUGCGGAACAGUUGACUAUUUUCCACCUGAAAUGGUAUAUGGUGGUUCUUAUACCGAUGCAGUGGAUCAAUGGUCUUUGGGCGUUGUGUGCUAUGUUUUGUUGGUCGGUAAACCACCAUUUGAAUCGUCGGAUUACAAGAAGACGUACGCGAAAAUUCGACGAUUGAAAAUCGAAUAUCCAAGCUAUUUGUCAGUCGGAGCCAAGGAUCUUAUUUCGGUGCUGUUGAAAUUGAAUUACCGUGACCGACCAAGUUUGCCUGAUGUCAUGACACAUCCAUGGAUUAAGUCGUUUAAACGCUGAACCACUGAUCCCAAAUUCCAUAAAUAUUUUUCUAAAUUAAAUUCAGUCAAAGGGGUAGACACAAACUAGAAAACUUUAAAAAAAACUAAGAAAAAUUAGGGCUGAUUAGGUGAUAUGUACAGGUACACGUUAUAUGCAUAUCGCAUGCGAUUAACUAAAAAAUAGGAAAAAUUAGUAAUAUUAGAGCCCUUGUCUCCCCCUAGAAUUCAGUUCAUCUAAGCUAUUAUUAAGUUGGUCCAUUAUUAUAAUACCUUUUAGUAUAUAGCCGAGUAGUGAUUUGAGCAAGAUUUGAGGGAGGUUUUGUUGCGAUAAUUACAGUUUGUUUAUCACAACGUGUUUCAAUAAAUGACAAAAAAGAAACAAAGUAAAAAAAUAUAAACCUGGAUAUCGAUUGAGGCUUCUCAAUGCGAGAUUCUGCAAUAAUUCUGGAUUUGAGUUGGACGUAAAUUUUGUUCGUGCUCUUAAUAUAACAAUACAUUGAUUCGGAGCGAGGCACUCGGGUAAAAAUUAUUCGACUGGUUUUAAAUAAAAUAGUUUUCAUGGGGUAGAGAUUUAUAUUAGCGGAUGAAAGGAGAUGAAAAGCAAUUAACGAAAAAUACACAGAUACAUCUUCCUUCAUUUCGUUGCUCUGUGCUUCUCUAUACUCAAAACGCGUAGAAAAAUGAUUUUUAGCGAUUUCAAAAUUUUGUAGUGAUUGCAAU
Molecule: messenger RNA, 1709 nt
Organism: Contarinia nasturtii (swede midge)
Lineage: Eukaryota; Metazoa; Arthropoda; Insecta; Diptera; Cecidomyiidae
Product: aurora kinase B-like
Exons: 6
Coding region: 127-1008 (293 amino acids)
Biological process (GO): mitotic spindle organization; regulation of cytokinesis; protein phosphorylation
Cellular component (GO): spindle microtubule; chromosome passenger complex; spindle pole centrosome
Molecular function (GO): ATP binding; protein kinase activity
Source: RefSeq, a predicted model, not a curated record